UCAGCAUUUGCUGCUCUAUGACUACGUCUGCAGUAUUGAAAACCGGAAGUUUUGAAAGCGUGAACGUGAAAACGUAAACCAUGAAUGCGCCACCCACAUUCGAGUCAUUCCUCUUGUUUGAGGGAGAAAAAAAAAUACAAAUCGAGAAAGAUACCAAGGUUCCAAAUGCUGCCCUCUUCACAGUGAACAAGGAAGACCACACUCUAGGCAACACCAUUACAGUUCAGCUGCUGAAGGACCCCCAGGUGCUCUUUGCUGGGUACAAGGUGCCCCACCCCCUUGAACACAAGUUUGUUGUGAGGAUUCAGACCACUCCCGACUACAGCCCACAGGAGGCCUUCACCAACGCCAUCACAGAUCUGAUCAGUGAGAUCUCACUGCUGGAGGAGAGAUUCAAAGAAUCAGUCAAGGAGCGCCAGGAAGGAGACAUAUGAAGAGGAAGUACCAGAGCAGGAAUAUGACAAAACAUUUCUUUUGAGCCACUGCCGACCUAGUUAUUUGUGGUUCAUCCCUUUUUAUCAUGGUAUUGGUAACCAGGGUGACAGUCAUUAACAUUUGGAUCCAGAGGAUACCCACGGGAUGGGCCAUUGAAAAUGUUAUGGUUUGUGGAAAUCUACGGAGGGUUUGUAAUUAUAAGUAGUCUCAAUGAUACAACUUGAGCUGAGAGUAAUGUUCAGAAUGUCAUUUAGUCCCUUUGUGUUACAUUCACAACUACAUUGUGAAUGAGAGGCGGUGGGGUAGCCUAGUGGUUAAAGUGUUCUCUUGUCCCACCAAAGGAUCAGGUCCCGAUUCCCCACAUGGGUACAAUGUGUUAUGCCUAUUUUUGGAGUUUCACCACCAUGAUAUUGCUGGAAUAAUUGUAACAAUGGUGUUGACCCAGCUCACUGUUUCUGAAUAAAAAAUCAUGUGCUCUUCAACAUGUUUAAAUUAAGGAAUGAGAAAAUUCCUUUAACUUUCAUGGGAAUCUUUAAACCAUAUGUUUUUCAUAAACAGAUCUUUAGUGGCUAUUGGCGAAAAAGGUCAUCACAUUUCAUUACAUUGUAUGCAUUGUAAAUAAAUCAUCUUCAUCAGGA
Haliotis rufescens (red abalone) is the source of this 1073-nucleotide messenger RNA. Its product is annotated as DNA-directed RNA polymerase II subunit RPB11-a. Gene Ontology annotation, biological process: transcription by RNA polymerase II. The coding region runs from base 81 to 434 and encodes 117 amino acids. Gene Ontology annotation, cellular component: RNA polymerase II, core complex. Gene Ontology annotation, molecular function: protein dimerization activity; DNA binding. The record is from RefSeq and is a predicted model, not a curated record. NCBI's taxonomy places the organism in Eukaryota, Metazoa, Mollusca, Gastropoda, Lepetellida, Haliotidae. The transcript has 4 exons.